GAAGGUAGAGGAGAAUGAAAAGGACAAGGUGCAAAGAUAACUAAUGGCGCAAGAGAUGAAUUUAGGUCUAGCAACCUCUCACAACAAUGACUCAUUUAUGGAGGGUUCUUCGUCGAUCCUUUAAUACAUCGUUUUGUGUUUCAAGGAGCUAAAAGCGGGCUUUUCCUUGGAACUUUGCCAGAGGCGGUCAUAACAUUCAUGGAACAUCAUGGACCAAGGCAAUCACAACUACCUUCAGAUAAUCUUCAAUUUGAAUCGUAUAGGAUUCAACCAAAUUACCGAACGGAUCAUAUUGGAUCUAGAUUAUUUCAGUUUGAUCCAAUUCAAGAGAUCAGCUAAAUUUGUCUACACUUACCUGAAAAACACGAAAUUGGAAUCGAAAGUGUACCACAGAAAACUGAAAUCUGAUUGGAACCAAGAGUUACCCGAGCCUACCAAGUUUCAAACCAAUGACACUGUUCCACUUUAUGCCGAGUUCUUCGCCAAUGAACGGAAAUUUUUGUGCAGUCUAGGUCAUAGGAUUUGUAAAUAUGACAUUGCCACUCAAUCCGAAGAACUUAUCUUCACUGGCCACAAAUCAAUCGUGACUUGUUUAGAAGUCAUCAAUGACGAAUACCUGAUAUCCGGGGGAUAUGAUGGCACACUUAUUGUGUGGGACCUGAUUACCACCGAAAUCUUGGAUGAAAAGCAACUCUUCGGGCGUCUAUCCGUAAUCAAGUUCCAAGACGACUUCCUCGUGACCGGACAUUUCAGCAAUCCAAGGACAGGAGAUGUGGGCUGCGUAUCGAUCAGAAAAUUCCAAGGUCCCAAGUCUAUGCCCGUGGUUUUCUCAAUGUUUGACGAGUUGCUUCCUGUGGUCACGCUUGACUUUGUGGUUCGAUCUGGUUUGAUUGCCAUUUUGGAAUGGAAAGGUACCUACGAAGGCGUGGAAUCGGGUAUGGUGUCCGUGUACAAGUUUGCCAGCAAGGAUUAUAUUGGCAGCCUUAGUGAUGAUGUUCGGGGCAACUACACUAUAUGCCGUUUCCAUCGAGAUGACCAACUUGUCACGGGAGAUCAAGAUUCAAUGAUCAAAAUUUGGAGGAUUACUCAAGCAGAUAGAAUCCAAUGCGUCCGUUCCAUCAAAAUUCAAGACAGUAUUGUGAUGGGAAUAUCAGUUCGAAGUGGUCGAAUUCUCUCCAGAAGUAUCAAAGGCAACACUUUGGUUUGUCAAAUUCCCGAAGAAAACGAGACGGAGACGAACGAUUUUCAGCUUUUAUUACACAAAACUCAAACUGUGAUGCUCGGAUUUCUUCAGCCCUUGGUUUUGGGAGACCGUUCUUUCUUGGUUGGGCACGCCACCAACGUUCUUAUGCUAUACGAUGUAUGGAAGUCUAAAAUUGAUGAAAUGUAAACGUGAACUGCCCGGUUACCAACCGAGUUGAAUUUUGUAAUCGAAAUAUUAGUUUUCUCUUCUUA
Molecule: messenger RNA, 1455 nt
Organism: Tigriopus californicus
Lineage: Eukaryota; Metazoa; Arthropoda; Copepoda; Harpacticoida; Harpacticidae
Exons: 3
Coding region: 209-1390 (393 amino acids)
Biological process (GO): proteasome-mediated ubiquitin-dependent protein catabolic process; ubiquitin recycling
Cellular component (GO): nucleus; cytoplasm
Molecular function (GO): ubiquitin binding
Source: RefSeq, a predicted model, not a curated record